AUGAGAGAGGUAAUUAGUAUUAACGUCGGUCAAGCUGGUUGUCAAAUUGGUAAUGCCUGCUGGGAAUUGUACUCUUUGGAACAUGGUAUUAGACCAGAUGGGUAUCUACAAGAAGGUUUAACUAAACCAAAAGGUGGUGAAGAAGGGUUUUCUACUUUUUUCUACGAAACUGGUGCAGGUAAAUACGUUCCUCGUGCUGUGUAUGUUGAUUUAGAACCAAAUGUUAUCGAUGAAGUACGUACUGGUGCUUAUAAAGAUCUUUUCCAUCCUGAACAAUUGAUCAAUGGUAAAGAAGAUGCUGCAAAUAAUUAUGCUCGUGGUCAUUAUACCGUCGGUAGAGAACUGUUAGAUGAAAUCUUGGAUAGAAUUAGAAAAAUCUCAGAUCAAUGUGAUGGUUUGCAAGGUUUUUUGUUUACUCACUCUUUGGGUGGUGGUACCGGUUCUGGUUUAGGUUCUUUAUUAUUAGAACAAUUAUCUAUUGAUUAUGGUAAAAAAUCAAAAUUGGAAUUUGCUGUUUAUCCAGCUCCACAAGUCUCUACCUCAGUUGUAGAACCAUACAAUACCGUUUUAACCACUCACACCACUUUGGAACAUGCCGAUUGUACUUUCAUGGUGGAUAAUGAAGCUAUCUAUGAUAUGUGUAAGAAAAAUUUGGAUAUCUCAAGACCAAGCUUUUCAAACUUGAAUAAUUUGAUUGCCCAAGUCGUAUCAUCUGUCACUGCAUCCUUAAGAUUCGAUGGUUCUUUGAAUGUAGAUUUAAAUGAAUUCCAAACUAAUUUGGUUCCUUAUCCAAGAAUCCAUUUCCCAUUAGUCUCAUACGCUCCAAUAUUAUCAAAAAGCAAAGUUUCUCAUGAAUCAAAUUCAGUCGCUGAAAUAACAAAUGCAUGUUUUGAACCAACUAAUCAAAUGGUAAAGUGUGAUCCAAGAACUGGUAAAUAUAUGGCAAACUGUUUACUGUAUAGAGGUGAUGUUGUAACAAGAGAUGUACAAACUGCGGUAGCUCAAGUUAAAAAUAAGAAAACUGUUCAAAUGGUCGACUGGUGUCCUACUGGUUUUAAAAUUGGUAUCUGUUAUGAACCUCCUACAGCUACUCCAAACUCUCAAUUAUCUUCUGUGAAUAGAGCUCUAUGUAUGCUAUCAAAUACAACUGCAAUUGCAGAUGCUUGGAAGAGAAUUGAUAGGAAGUUCGAUCUAAUGUAUGCUAAACGUGCUUUUGUUCAUUGGUACGUCGGUGAAGGUAUGGAAGAAGGUGAAUUUACUGAAGCCAGAGAAGAUUUAGCUGCAUUGGAAAGAGAUUACAUUGAAGUAGGCGCUGAUUCCUACGCUGAUGAAGAAUUUUAG
Molecule: messenger RNA, 1341 nt
Organism: Vanderwaltozyma polyspora DSM 70294
Lineage: Eukaryota; Fungi; Ascomycota; Saccharomycetes; Saccharomycetales; Saccharomycetaceae
Product: tubulin alpha chain
Exons: 1
Coding region: 1-1341 (446 amino acids)
Biological process (GO): nuclear migration by microtubule mediated pushing forces; mitotic cell cycle; nuclear division
Cellular component (GO): microtubule; spindle; nucleus
Molecular function (GO): GTP binding; structural constituent of cytoskeleton
Source: RefSeq, a predicted model, not a curated record